Messenger RNA from Raphanus sativus (radish), 576 nucleotides. RefSeq names its product non-specific lipid-transfer protein 2-like. The coding region runs from base 75 to 368 and encodes 97 amino acids. Gene Ontology annotation, biological process: lipid transport. The record is from RefSeq and is a predicted model, not a curated record. NCBI's taxonomy places the organism in Eukaryota, Viridiplantae, Streptophyta, Magnoliopsida, Brassicales, Brassicaceae. The transcript has a single exon.
GGACAUUGAACAUACAGAUCACUGAAAGCAGAACAACCACAAAGACAGAGAGAGAGAAUCAAAGAAGAAGAAACAUGGUGAAGGUGAUGUGGGGUUCCAUUUUAGCUCUCGCUGCAGCGCUUCUCCUGGUGACGGUGGAAAACAUUCCGAUGGCAGAGGGAGUGACGUGCUCGCCGACGGAACUGACUUCAUGUUCGUCGGCGUUUAUGUCUGCUUCCCCGCCGUCGGCAACGUGCUGCGCCAAGCUGAGAGAGCAGAAGCCAUGCCUUUGUGGGUAUCUGAGGAACCCUGCCCUUCGCCAAUACGUUAACUCUCCAAACGCCAAAAAAGUCGCCAGCAGUUGCAAUGUUGCAACCCCAAACUGUUAAUCAUGAUUAUUUAGUGACAAGUUUCGCUGAUCAUGAGUGUUUAAUUACUAGUUAAAAUGGGUCAGGUCCUCGACACUACUGUUUAGAAUAAUAGUGUGUGGUGAUUAUGAUGAUCAUCAUCAUGCUUUAAUGUUAUGUCAUGUUAUGCUACGUAUAUUAUGUUAUGUAUGUUUCUAUCUUUUGAAACAUUUUCCAAAUAUGUUUACUC